Messenger RNA from Sinocyclocheilus grahami, 1954 nucleotides. RefSeq names its product 6-phosphofructo-2-kinase/fructose-2,6-biphosphatase 2a (gene pfkfb2a). Gene Ontology annotation, biological process: fructose metabolic process; fructose 2,6-bisphosphate metabolic process. NCBI's taxonomy places the organism in Eukaryota, Metazoa, Chordata, Actinopteri, Cypriniformes, Cyprinidae. Gene Ontology annotation, molecular function: fructose-2,6-bisphosphate 2-phosphatase activity; ATP binding; 6-phosphofructo-2-kinase activity. The coding region runs from base 247 to 1752 and encodes 501 amino acids. The transcript is spliced from 16 exons. The record is from RefSeq and is a predicted model, not a curated record. Gene Ontology annotation, cellular component: cytosol.
GUUCUAGCGCUUAUUCUUCAUCUCCAGCAGCAGACUCAAACACUUCCUGAAGCACAGCGGUCACAAUAAGUCUGCUCUGUCCCGGAGCUAUUAAUGGAGACACAUUUCUAACAGCGUCUGAAUGGGAAAUGGUCCGUGUGUUUGUGUCCUCUCCGCAGCGGGGUGAACUGACCUCUAAUGACCUCUGGUGACCUGUGCUGACCCUCACACCUGUCCGUCAAGAUCGUCAAUCUGCGCCUGAAAGUCAUGGACAACCACAACGACAGCAAGAAGGCGGAGCCCAGAGUCAAUGAGAAGAAAUGCUCAUGGGCGUCAUACAUGACCAACUCCCCUACUGUCAUCGUACUGAUCGGCCUUCCCGCCAGAGGAAAGACAUACAUAUCCAAGAAGCUGACGCGAUACCUCAACUGGAUCGGGGUUCCCACGAAAGUUUUUAACCUGGGCGUUUAUAGACGUGAGGCGGUACAGUCAUACAAGUCUUUCGACUUCUUCCGUCAUGACAAUGAAGAGGCCAUGAAAAUCAGGAAACAGUGUGCCAUCGUGGCUCUACAGGAUGUGAAAUCUUAUCUGAAUGAGGAGGGAGGGCAGAUCGCUGUUUUUGAUGCCACAAACACAACCAGAGAGAGAAGGAACCUCAUCUUGAGUUUUGCGAAGGAAAACGCAUAUAAGGUGUUUUUUGUGGAGUCACUUUGUAACGACCCAGAAGUCAUUGCUGCCAACAUACUGGAUGUGAAGGUGUCCAGUCCUGAUUAUCCCGAGAGAGGCCGAGAGAGUGUGAUGGAGGAUUUCCUGAAGAGAAUCGAGUGCUAUAAAGUCACAUAUCAGCCGCUAGACCCUGAUGACCAUGACAAGGACCUGUCCUUCAUCCAGGUGAUCAACGUCGGCCAGCGUUUCCUGGUGAACCACGUUCAGGAUUACAUCCAGAGCAAGAUCGUCUACUACCUCAUGAAUAUUCAUGUUCAGAAACACUCCAUCUACCUCUGCCGCCACGGCGAGAGCCAGCACAACGUCCAGGGCUGCAUCGGAGGAGACUCCGAGCUCUCCAGCAGAGGAAAAGAGGGCAUCUGUGAGGAAAUGACAUAUGAAAAGAUUAAAGAAACACACCCGGAUGAAUAUUUUCUCAGAGACCAGGACAAAUACCAUUACAGAUACCCAGGAGGAGAGUCCUAUCAGGACCUGGUGCAGCGGUUGGAGCCAGUAAUCAUGGAGCUGGAGAGACAAGGCAAUGUGCUGGUCAUCUGCCACCAGGCUGUCAUGCGUUGCCUCCUCGCCUACUUCCUGGACAAGAGCGCUGAUGAUUUGCCGUAUCUGAAGUGCCCCCUUCAUGUGGUCCUGAAACUCACCCCAGUGGCUUAUGGCUGUAAAGUCGACAUAUUUGACCUGAAAGUAGAAGCUGUAAACACACACCGGGACAGACCACUCGGAAGUUCCAGACAGGCAGUGCCGCCCACUCUGCUGAGAAGGAACAGCUUUACGCCACUAUCUAGUCAGGAUCAAGUCAAGCGGCCCCGCCUCUUUAGCGUCGGCAACCCGCCCCGGCUAGCAAGCGUUCCUGCCUUAUCAACCACGCGAUUCCCUGAGGCGGAGGAGAGCGAGGAGCUGAGCGAGAGCCAGUGGCCAGAGUCACACAAACAGCUCUGGUCCAGACUGGCCUGCCAUGUGGAAAGGGUGGGUUGUUUGAGCUUCACAGACACAACAUCGGACAGUUUUGCUCCCACAGCUCUGGAAAACAAUAAGUUCAUCACAACCUGAAGGUGGAAAAGAUCCAUCAGGGAUGAACGACAGAAACUGUGGCAUUAUGUAUUAAAAUGGUGCUCCACCCGAAGCGGAUGAAGUAAUGACUGUCUUUCUUAAGAUGGGGUGUGAGUGUUUUGACCCGUUUUACCGGCCUGACCUCAAACCGCCUGCUUGCCUUACUGGAUCUCUCGCAGAGGAUGUUGUUAUAAUAAUACAG